This is a messenger RNA of Loxodonta africana (African savanna elephant), 2479 nucleotides long. RefSeq names its product chromosome 25 C1orf131 homolog (gene FSAF1). Lineage: Eukaryota; Metazoa; Chordata; Mammalia; Proboscidea; Elephantidae. The transcript is spliced from 7 exons. The record is from RefSeq and is a predicted model, not a curated record. The coding region runs from base 94 to 957 and encodes 287 amino acids.
GGGGACGUGCCGCGAGCGCGCAGUCCCGCCGGGAACCCGGAAGCAGAGGCGUGGACCAGUCCGGGUUUGGGUUCCCCAGCCGAAGACCCCACGAUGGCGCGGGAGGAGGAGCUGACAUCUCGCGCGCCUGCCAGCUCUCAGACGCUGCUGGACACUCUGCUCCAGAACCUCUACGACCUUGGGGAGAGGAAAGAUGAAACAAAACAGAGACGGAUCAAAAACAAAAGGGAAAGCAAGAAGAGAGAUUUGAGCACCACACCAGUGUUGGCAGCGGGACCAGCUCUUCCACUCGAUUCUCUUGGAAGAGGCCAAAGGAAAAGUGCUUCCAGCUUCUUCAAGGAACUCAGGGAAGAGCUGCAUUGUUCUUCUGCUGUGACUCCCACACCUUUCCCUUCAGAACCAGAAGUCCUUGCUGCAAAAUCUCCGUCUCCCCUGAAGAACAACAGGGAGCUAGUAGAAGUGAUAGAAUUUCACAGCAGACACCAAAAAAGAAAACUGAAGCCUGCCCAAGAUGAGAACCCAAAGACUAAAACCAGUGUCCUUGAGAAAGAUGUGGAUAUACAAGAAUUUAACUUAGAAAAGGCUCGUUUGGAAGUGCACCGAUUUGGAAUCACGGGUUAUGGAAAAGGAAAGGAAAGGAUUCUGGAACAGGAGCGUGCUAUUAUGCUGGGUGCUAAGCCUCCCAAAAAUAGUUAUGUUAAUUACAAGGUUUUGCAGGAGCAAAUCAAAGAAAAAAAGGCAGCAAAGGAAGAAGAAAAGAGAAUGGCCCAGGACACAGAUAUUUUCAAGAAAAAGAAGAGGAAAGGUCAGGAAGACAGGAAAUCCCAAAAGAAGAAAUCGGCACCCAGUAUUUUGUCAAGUGGACGGGUUGGACAGGUUGGCAAAUUCAAAAAUGGCACAUUGAUUCUGAGUCCAGUUGAUAUCAAGAAAAUAAAUUCUUCCAGAGUGGCUAAAUGAAAUACUUUAUACACUAAAAAGAGGAGUGGAAAUGUGCCAUCUGGCUGAGACUGGGCGACUACAAGACUUGAAGAUGACUCUUACUUACUUCACAUUUCACAGACUACUUUUUUAUAUUAGAAACAAAAAUAGAAAUAAUACAUUUCAAGUCACUCAAGUGUCUGUUUUUUGGUGUUGAACAUGUUGGGCCAACUGUAGUGUAGUAUAAAGCAAGUCUACUGAAGAUAAUGUUUAAUAUUUCCCAGCAAGGCUCACUCUUGUUUUGUUUUCACUAGUGUUUUUUGCAUUUGCAUGUAACAUAGUUUUUCAAAAUUUUACUGUUUUGUAACUGCUAAUAAUUAACAUUAAAUUCUGUUUUAAAUUCUUUAACGAUUUAAUAUUGUUACAUCAUGAAAGAACUAAGAAUAUGGUAAUUUAUCAACUGUUUUGUAGAAAAGGCAGUUUUAAUUUUCAGUCUACCAAGUAUAUAAAAUCUACUUUGUAAGAAGUUAUUUAAAUAAAAAGUAACUUUUGUCAUAUAUAUGCCUGUGACUAUUAAGUAACACAGCUAAUGAUUUUCGCUCAUAUCCUAGGACUUUAUUCAAGUGAGUGUUGUCUCCUUCAAAGCAGUCACCUUGGGAAGCUGUAUGUAGAUUUUUAAUGGUAUUGCUUUUGCCCAAAGCUUAUGGCACAUUAAAAAAAAAAUUUCAAUGAUGAUUAUCAAUUUUGUCUUUUUUUUUUUUUUUUAAUUGCCAAAAAACUUAAAUCCAAGCCUAGUAAAUAAAGUUUUGGGCAAAAAAAAAUCAGGAGGAUAUAAAUAACUGACUUUCUUAUAUGACUUCUAAAUUGACUCUAAGGGCAUUGCCAAAUGAGGAACUCAAAAAUGUUUUGAAGAGUGUAAGCAAAACUGGAAUGAGUGUUUUGUUUUCCUGGUUUAUUUUGAAAGGCAGCAUUCACUAGGAUGUAUUUUGGUAAUUUUUAAGAAUAGUUUUUUUUUAUUUUAAAGUCUAGCUCUCAAGCACAACCAAGAAAAAAAAUCUCAGGAGCUAGAAGUGAUCUAUUUGAGUAGAGGAACUCUGAGCUGGGUCUUGAAUGUUUAACCGAUUUGUUGAUUUUUAUCGAUGCAACCACUGUUUACACUGUGUUCAGAGCCUGUGCUGGGCACUGUCCUUCACAGUGAGGAAGACUGCACGUGUCCUGCUGUAUAGAGCUGAGUAGUUAUAAAGAAAAUGUUCUACAUUCUACUUUGGUGAGUAGUAUCUGUGGUCCUAAAAGCUUGUGAGCAGCUAUCUAAGAUACUCCAUUGGUUUUACCCUGUCUGGAGCAAGGGAGAAUGAAGAAAACCAAAGAUACAAGGGAAAGAUUAGUCCUAAGGACUACUGGACCACAAGUACCACAGCCUUCACCAAAAUGAGUCCAGCACAACUAGAUGGUACCUGGCUACCACCACCGACCACUCUGACGGGGAUCACAAUAGAGAGUCCUGGACAGAGUGGAGAAAAAAUGCAGAACAAAAUUCUAACUAAAAAAAAAAAAAAAAGAC